AUGUCUGCUACGAAAUCCCAAGAAGCCUCUUCUCCGGCUUCUCCAUUUAGAUAUGACGUGUUCUUGAGCUUCAAGGGUCCAGACACUAGCAACAGUUUCAUCGAUCACCUCUUCGCAGCUCUGAACCAUGCUGGAUUUCACACCUUCAGAGACGCAGAUUUAUUAGAAGUACGAGAUUAUGAUCCCGAGAAAGUGAUUCGAGAGUCGAGGAUGUCAAUAAUAGUCUUGUCGAACAACUAUGCCCGGUCAGCUUGGUGCCUUGAAGAGCUCGUGAUGAUCCUCAAACUGAGGACUUUUGGACACAUAGUUGUACCUAUUUUCUACUAUGUGAAUCGAUCUGAAGUGAGGAAGCAAAUCGGCAGUUUCGAAGAAGCAUUUAUGAUCCAUGAAGAGAGGAUCGAAUUCGAAACAGAUGAACUAGUGAAAGAGAAAUUGAAGGAUAUGCUACGAAAAUGGAGGGCUGCGCUUAAAGAAGUUGCAAAUUUGGCCGGGAUGGUUAUUCCAAAUCAAGCUGAUGGGUAA
This is a messenger RNA of Rhododendron vialii, 522 nucleotides long. Its product is annotated as disease resistance protein RUN1-like. Lineage: Eukaryota; Viridiplantae; Streptophyta; Magnoliopsida; Ericales; Ericaceae. Gene Ontology annotation, biological process: signal transduction. Bases 1 to 522 code for a protein of 173 amino acids. The transcript has a single exon. The record is from RefSeq and is a predicted model, not a curated record.